CGCCACGGCUUUCCUGCCAUCAGACAAACUACUGCGUGGCAUAUUUCGUUUGUUGAGGAAAACGACAAUACAAUACCGUCGCGGAGAUCCUUUUCCUCCAUUUUUGUUUUUCGUUAUCCUAGGUGCAUUGUGUACUGAACGCUGUAACUUGAUUGUGAUAAUAAUAUAAAUUUAGGUGAAUUUACUAAUUAAACAAGUGGAAAAAUCGAACGCUGUUCUUUUGGAUGCUUUUUGGUUCGGCUUGACAUAGCGAGACGGAAGGGACUAAAGGAAUUUGCACGCACACGGGAAGAAGACGAAGAAAAACUGCGAUAUAUUUAGAGUUUUAGUUUUAACUUCUGCCUAUUACAUCUAUCCGCCUAAGAGUGUUCACGUCGGACGUUGGAAAGAGGAGGAAAAUCAUUACAAUUGUGCGAUUAUUGUUACUCGAGCAGUUUUUCAUUUCGAAUAGUUACCAUUUAACUAGGCACUAAUUCAUUUAUAUAUAGAGUGUUAAGCAAAAUAGUUAUAGAUGAAUCGCUGUCUUGAAAUAUCGUGACAAAAUGGGUGCUUGUUUGCGGAAUAUGUGUUCGUCAGGAGACGGAAAAUCCACUAUGGCCGAGCGUGCAUGUGAAUGAAAAUUUUCGCAGCCCAUCGUUGGCUUUCAUUGGAUAGGGAAAAAAACGGGAGCCAUUCUCGCCUGAUUGAUCUAUAAACAGGAUUACUAAUUACUGCUUUAUCAAUUGCCAACGUGGAUAUAUUAACCAACAAAAAAAUAGAGCAUAUCCACCCUUUUUGUGGCUUGUGUGGUGGCAGGUGGUCAAGAAAAGGAUCCGCAAGUAGUGCAAGUGGCGUGUGGAAAAGCGGAUUUUAUGAGGACGGCGCCGUGGUAUACACACACAUCAGAGGACAGGGAAAACGCCGCAAUUGCUAUAGACCGCGACCACCACGACACGACAAAAGUAGCGUGGCGGAAGGUAGCGGCACUGGGAGCCGGUUGCAAAAGUGAAUGAGAGAUCCGUGCGAAUGAAGGAGUGAAAAGCGUGAGAGCAUUUGUGAAUGAUAGUGAGCAGUCGAGAGCUAACCAGGACCUCCGAGUCUGCUCUCGUGCAGUGGGGCACUGUUUUAUGACAUUACUUCUGACAAUAGCCUGACAUGUGGCGUGAGAACAAACAUUUCCGCGUGUAUAUGUAUGAAGCGUGAACGACAAGUGCAGCACUCUGCGAAAAUAGAAUUAAAAACUAUAAGUAGAAAAGGAAUACAUGCAUAAUACAAUGCAUCCGGAGUGCGUUUAAGUGCGUCUAUGAAGUUGAACAGGAAAUCGGACGGAAAACGAAGCAAAAGUUCGCUCAAAUGAAACUAUACAAUUUAGUGAAGUUAUACGAUAUUCAUGAUUUUUGACACCACAUUGAUCUGGAGAUGGCUGAGUUAAGUGCAACAACAAUGGACCCAACGGCAGCGUUCGAUCACGGCGGACGGCAUCUACAGCAACUCGCUUUUCAUGCAUGCGGCCACAUCACACGUCGGCAACGUUGUGCAGGUCCAAACGGCGUCCGGUGUUAUUUUCGAAGGCGUAUUCCGGACAUUUUCGUCACAGUUUCAGGUUGUGCUGGAAAUGGCGCAUCGUAUUGAGAUCGGUCCAGAUAACGACAGCAAAAUUAUCGUAGACUCCGUUGUCGACCGGCUCAUUUUCAAGCCCAGUGAUAUCGUCAGUAUUGCUGCCAAAGAUGUGGACUUAGACUACGCUACCAGGGACACAUUCAAGACCGACACCGCCAUCUCCCGUUGCAACGGUAACGGCCGACCAGAGGAACGCGAGCUCGAACCGUGGGACGAAAGUGGCACACUGAAUGGCGACUGCGAAUUCAACUUGGAACUCGACGCCAAUGCUAACGGGUGGGACGUGAAUGAUAUGUUCCACAAGAACGAGACGAUCUACGGUGUACAGUCAACGUUUGAUCAGUCACUUUCCGGAUACACAGUGCAGAUACAGAAGAAAGAUUCCGACGAUUUUAAAGCACAGGAAACAGAAGCAGAGCGAAUUGCCAACGAAAUAGAAAACAAUCCAAUAUAUAAGGAUCGUAUCGACUUAGAAAACGGUGACGAAGAAUCGGCCUUCGCGGCUGUAUCUCGGCCAUCUAAUUCCAGUCCACAGCCGUCGUCUGCGAGCACUCUUUCGCCAGCACAAAGUUCUAAUAGUAUGAACGAUAAAAACAACAGUAAUAGCUCAGUGAUGCCAUCGAAUGCUAAAUACAUUGUGCCCGCAAAGCGUAAGCCGGGCCAGGCGGGUAAAUUGACUGUCCGGAGCACUCCGCCGCCAUUGACCAAUAACGGUGGACCUCCUCAACAGCAACAACAACAACAACAGCAACCGCCGCCGCCACAGCAACAGCAACAACAACCACAGCAGCAACAGCCCCCAAGCCCGCAGGCGCCGCCACACAAAAAUAGUUAUCCAAACAUGUCAAUGACUUCACAACAGCAGCAACAACAGCAACAAAUGCAGCAGGCACAAGCUCAACCACAACAGCAACAACCCCCCAGCAAUCAGCAUGCUGGAGGAAUGCAGCAACCAACCCCGCAUGGUUCCCAGUAUGGAAUGCAUGCCAAUCAAUCGCCAUAUGGCCAUGUUCAGCAUCAACCCCAUCAACAGCAGCAACCACAGCAGCAACAGCAGUCAGUGCAGCAGCAACACAACCCGUCAUCGGUUGUAAAUAGUAACAGUAACAUGAACAAAAUGAACGGUGACGGAAGAGGAGAUAUGUCAAAUAGCAGUGGCAUGAAUGUAAAUAGUAACACUAAACCCUUGCCUCAACGUACGCGGCAAUAUCCAAAUGCUGCAACGGUAAAUUAUAAUGAGCCGCCACCCUCACUGGGUCCCCAGCAAAUGCCUCCGGGUCAGAUGCAGUCCAUGGGCAAACCCCCGAUGCAUGUCACUCAUCCGCACCAUGCUGUGGCCACUCAUAUGCCACCUCCAACAGUGGUCACUUCCGAUCAGCAGCAACAACAAAUUCAACCACAAGUGGUAAUGCAGCCACAUCAUGUUGUUCUUCCGCCUCCGAUCAUUGGUGUUGCAACAGGACCUGCACCGCCCCAGCAGCAACAGCAAAUGCAGCAACCACCGCCACAGCCCCAAAGGCAAGUGGUGGUACGAUCGCGAGACAUGGACGUGGAGAAUCUGCGCAAAUUUGGCCAGGACUUUAAAUUGGCACCGCCUCAACAGCAGCCACCGAUGCAGAACGUUCAUCAACAGCCACCUCCACAACACAAUGUUCAACAAAUGCAGCAGCAACAAUCGGAUCAUUCGCCACCAAAUCAACCUCCCAUGGAGUCCUCUCCGCCUCUUUCCCAGGUUCCGAAACACUCGGUUGUAGAUCACGUGCCACAUCAACAACAACAACAACAACAGCAGAAUCAAUCCUCCCAAACACCAUCCAGUAUGGUCCAUCAACAUCAACCUCCACAGCACAUAAUGCAAUCUCAGCAGCCCCAACAGCAGCAGCAGCAACAGCCUCAAUCUCAACCUCCUCCACAACAACAAUCCCAACAACAACAGCAGCAACAUCAAUCGACGUCUGCUUCCCCGCCACAAACGGUUCAAUCCACUGUACAUAGUGGAGUUCCUAAUCAGAUUAACACAUCAGCUAGCAGUAGCAAUGGAAGCGUUGCUGGCAACAACACCAGCAAUGGAGGCAGUCAAAAUAGCUCAUCGGUGGAUAGCAGUGGUGGUGCUGGCGUUACCAAUGCUGACGGUACGGUGAAGGUUGCACCUAAGAAGACUUUCACGCUGAAUCCAGCGGCGAAACCGUUUACCCCCCGUAGCCCUAGUACACCGAACCCGUCUCGCCCUCACACUCCGCAAACGCCGGGACCAGUGAUGGCUCAACAGCAGCAGCAACAGCAACCCCAGCCGCAGCCGCAGCAAAGUGCCUACCCGGGCCAGCAACAUGUGGCCCCGCAGCAGAUCAUUAUGUCGUACGUAAUGCAACCGCCGCAGACCGCAUUCCAACCGGCACAGCAACAUCCGCACGCCGGCCAGCCGACGCGGAUCCGGAAAGUUCCAGUUGCCGCGUCCCAGAUUCAAGUUGCUGCCGCCACCGGCCAGCCGCUGCUGGCUCCGGCACCAAUCCAGAUGUUCCCGCCUUAUCCGCCAACGAUUCAUCCGCAGCAUUUCCAGGCACCGCCAUUCCAGUCUUAUCGAAUCUAUCACGAAACUCCACAGCCAACUCAGCUACAAUAUCUGGCGCCAACGCCACCGUCGACAACGCCCUCGCCCGGCCAACCGCACCAGCAGUACCAUCCGGGACCGCAGCCAUCGCCCGCUGCCGGUGGGCCGCCUACGUACGCUCCUGCCCACCAGCAGCAGCCCCAACACUAUCCGAUGAUGUGUCCCAUCGUUGCCGGACCGCCCCAGAUUAUGCCGACGGUCUAUCCGAACAUGACCCCGGGAGCCCCGCAGCAGAACCACCACCAGCAAAACUUACACGUAAUGCACGUUGCGCAGCAUCCAUCCGCUCAGUAGCAUAAAUUCAACGCCACCACAGCCGCAGUCGCUGCCAGCAGUAAUAAUAGCCACCAUCCUCACCUACAUCAUCAUCAACACUAUCAGCACCAACAUCCGCAACAGCACCAUCAUCACCCACAGCACAGCACGGUGGCCACAGUAACCACCAGUAUCCACCAGAGCAGCUACUCACCCUACGGUGGAAAGUCUAUUAAGAACUGAAGUAACAAAAAAAUCGAGUUAGCUGCAUUUUAAGUUUUUUGAUGUGUCAUCUGUUUCACUUGUACCGGUUAGAAGCGAGCAAAGAAACUGACUUAGGUCGAAGAACGAACACCGCUAUACGGUUCAGUUGGUGUGCAGGAUGAGAUGAGGGAUGCGUAAAUAACUGCUGAUUCCGAUGGUCAGGGAAUGGGAGAGAGUCACUACUAUCUACUAGACUACUUUCAGUUGUUUGAUUGUUUUGCGGCGCAAAAUACGUUAGUACACUAUACUAGAGUAGCUAUAACGACAUGUACAUUAGAACUGAAUGAAUGUGGGGGCUGGUGAUAUGUGGGAAGGCGCGCUGCAUUUUAUUUUAAACUACCAAGAACAAGCAGUAAAUAAAAGUGUGUUAGAGCGAUGUAUAAAAGAAACAAAAAAACAAAAGAACAGAAAUUAAACCGUACGUGAAAAAUCAGUAAGAAAGUGACGCGAUAGGGUGCACCGGUUAGUAAAGGUGCACGCGCUGUUAAUGCGAAAAUAGUAGAUCAAAUCAAAAUUCGUUUACAAUUGAGGAGCAUAAAGUGAACACUACUAGUGAAGAUAUUGGCCGUUCAAUAUCGUCGAAAUAUCCGUUCAAAGAAAAGAGCAAACAGGUCAAGUCAGGUUAGAUCGGGAAUAUGGUAACCUGCUAAUAUCUAGAAUCGUUCGUUAGAAAUGAAAUGAAAGGAAAAAACGAUCAGGAAUCUACAAUCAGGCAUAUUUGUUAUCUUGUUUUUACACCUGUGAGUAAAUAUACUUGUUUAAUUUAUUAUGCGAAGCAACAUUUGGAUUCUAAAUUAAAAUAGUUACAAACGAAUGAACGUUGGUAUAGAAAACUAGGUUUUGUUGGUUAAAUAUUUCUUCCCUUUUUUAAAACCUAUAAAACCUGUUAGAUAGUUUUGAUAGAUAGCACAAGUAGGUACUUUAAUUUAACAAUUUAAAGAUACCAAACUCACGAAAUUAUUCAUUUGGUGUCAGUCGCAAGUUAGGAAAAGAAUGCUGCGUAUCUUUUGUAAUUUUCAACCUUUUUUUUCGAGCGAUGCGCGUUGAUAAGGUUAGUGGAUCAGCUUAAAUAUCUUUAAAAGCUAAAGUUUCAAAGAUCACCUUAGCUUAUUAAACGUUUCCAAAAGGUUUUCAGAAUUAAUAUUUGGUCUUCGGUUUAACCUACAAUAUGCCCGCACAAACACACGUUUCUCUGAUUACCCAGCUAAAGUAAACGAUUUUUAGAAGAUUAAAUAAAAAGCCACAGUCAGAUCAGCAUACUUUGUGAGCCUUCCUAUUAACUAUGAUUUUCGAUUCAAUCUUCUAAAAAUCGACUUCUUUGAUUCGGUGAUCGGAAAAUGGAGUUAAUCGGUAUAAUCGGUGAAGAAAUAUUCUGCAAUAUUACAGUAUGUAAGCUGCGACGAUAACAAUAACGUUUUCUAAUUUUUUUUACAGUUUGUCAAGGCACAUCAACAGAUUAAUCAUUGUAGCGUGUUCAAACCCAAAAUUUUAAAAAACUACUAUCUGGUUUCUGCUAGAGUCACCAGGAUCGUAGUACUAAUCUUGUAAUUUUCUCUUUAUGUAGUCCAGAACUUUAAGCUAAUCGUUCAAUUAUCAAUUCAAGCUAAUAGUUUCAUUAUCAAAAUGUGUUUUUGAACAACGCUUCACCUUCUGUUUAGGUCUGGGUCCAGACAGACCAGUGAUGUUACAUCCCGACAAAGCAAUUUAAGUUCACAUUACCAACGUUCACCGCAAUUGUAAGCGCAACAAAAUUCAAAAUUACUCGAAACGGGUUUUUUCCUCUGUAAACUAUCAUUUCCGAAGAAAUGGAUUGUAUUGAGCUGAUAAUAUCCUCUAAUUAGCAGAGCAAGGCUUAUGUAAUAAAAAUAAAACGUGCACUCGUGCAGGUACCGUUGAAUGACACCAGAAAAAGGUGUACGAAUGUUUAAAGCGUGCCAGCCGCGUAGGGUCACUUUUCGAUUCAGUAAAAAGGUCCCAAAGAAAAGCAAAGCAGGCACGAAUGAGUUUCAGAAAAUUUAUUAUACAUUGAAAUAAAAUGAGGCAUUUGCACAGACAAAUGAAGAAUGCCAGUAGCAGUCGAAUGAAUGCGUCAAAAUAGUCACGGCGAAUAAAAGAGAACAUAAAGGCAGAACAAGAGGCGAGCAAAUCGAAUUACUUUAGCCAAUAAAACAAUUGUAACUUAUUAAAAGAAAUGAUAACUAGCCAAAAGAACUACUAACAAACACAAUACACUCGAUAAUGACGAGUGGCUCGAAAUGAGAGCAAAGAUAAUGAUUGAGAGAAAGAAAGAAAAUGUCACAGUAAUCGGUGCUAAAAAAACGGAAACAUAAAAGUUGACAACAGAGAAGCGAAUGCAACUUACAAAGUGGUGUAGCACACGUGAAACAUGUUAAACAUGUUAAUCAAAAGAUAGCAUAGCGGAAACCAAACGAAAGUAAACUUAAAAUGAGACGACGGGACGGAAGAAACACAAAUAUCUUAAAACAGACAAACAUUAUCCAUUUGGCAAGCAUGUGUCGGUCAAUUUGAAUGUAGAAAUCCAGCUUUUUAAAUUACUAAGCGAAUUGUUCGUUUUCCACAACCACAUUGAAGAAGAAUAGUAAGCAUCAAAGCAUUAGCAUUCAUCGCAUACAAAGCUUCCUUCUGUAAAUCCAUUUAAACUUGUACUCGGAAGCCGCCAGCCUUUCAAAACGUCCGACAUAUGCCAACCAAACAGCAAAACUCAACUCCGCAUGAUGAACUAGCAGUACUGCGAACGUACCUAGGUACAUAUUGCAACGAACAAACAAUGUUCAAUUGUAACUGAUCGUUACGAAGAAAAGACACCCAAGAGAGGAAUGCGUGGAAACAAACUCUGCAUUAGAUAAUAGUCUUCAAUAGUCGAUAAACAAUGCUUUCUAUCAGAAAAUUUUUGUUUUGUUUUUUGUUCGAAACCGCAAAUUCCUUUCGCAAAUGAUGAGGAAGAAAGCCAAAUAAAUUAGAAGAGAAAUGCUAACGAGAAAGACGUAACAAGUUCUCGCCAUGGCAUCAUUUGUGAACGUCAUUAUAUCACCAGAAAACAAGUCUUAAGCAAGAACAAACCGCGAAUCGGAGAUCACUGUAGUGCAACAGCAUCUCGCGAGCAAAGACUCAUGUGGAAGAAAAGAAAACUAAUUUUUGUUAUUCUGUUUUUUGUUUGCCUAUAGUGUUCCUUGAACUUUGAAAAAGAUCAGUACCCCUAAUAAAAAUUGUUUUCUACCAGCGGUCAUGCAAUGCUUGUCACUUGCGAGCGGGAAAACAUACAUUCAAGGAACCAAAAAAUUGUUUUUAUGAUUAAAAGAUCAUUAUUUUAAGUGACAUAGAAAACAAAUCUAAAAAUAAAACAAAAAAAAAACGCUAAACAGA
Sabethes cyaneus is the source of this 8110-nucleotide messenger RNA. Its product is annotated as ataxin-2 homolog. The transcript is spliced from 5 exons. The record is from RefSeq and is a predicted model, not a curated record. NCBI's taxonomy places the organism in Eukaryota, Metazoa, Arthropoda, Insecta, Diptera, Culicidae. Bases 1481 to 4501 code for a protein of 1006 amino acids. Gene Ontology annotation, cellular component: cytoplasmic stress granule. Gene Ontology annotation, biological process: cytoplasmic stress granule assembly. Gene Ontology annotation, molecular function: RNA binding.